AAGCCAUUCACGGAGCGUGAAACAGUGAGGUUGGACGUGCGUUAAACUGGAGAGAACGCGAAUGGAACCCAUAUAGACGAGAAUUUCGUUACGUGAGAAAUGUAAAAAUAGAUCCCGAAAAUUCAGAUGGAUGGUAACCGGUUAUUCUGAAGUGAAUUAAGGAGGAAAACGGUCGAUGGUGUCUGAGACCAAACAUCAUCGAAGACGUUCAACGAAACUCCCACCAUCAACUAACCGCGAGGAGUCACACCAUUAUAAAAAGUCUAACAAGCAAUACAGACGAUGAAGAUUCAAGGCCGCCAACAAAUUUCGUAAAAAGUACAUCCAAUGUAUUCUCGGUGUUCGAAGAAUCCAUCCAGUCACUGUACAGAGUACCAGCUUCAGUGAGUGAUCCAGUUCUCCGUGGGCACUGGAACAGGCCACUUCAUACGUACGUUCGCGCGUCCCGUUACUUCCAACUUCGUUAUCAAUUCGUUUCGCCUCAUAAACCUUUCUAGAGGACUAUUUUCCGAGUGUGACUAGCAGUGGCAGAGCGAACAGGCGAGCAUCAGCAGAAGAAAGUAAAAAAGGAAGAAGAAGACUAUAAGUAAGAGAAGACAAUAAGAUAUUGCUACAAAAAAAAACGAGAAAUAUACGAUAAAACAAUGCAAUAGACGAGAAAAGAGUUCUUAUCGUUCUUAUUCUAUAAAAAUUAUCAGCAGAGAACUGAUUCUUGGAUGAAGUAGACACAAGAAAAACUUUCAUCCGAAGAUGAUAGAAGAAGAAGAAAUAAAUGCACGAUUAUAGUCAAAAGUUUACAGAAGCUAAAAGAUAAAAAGAACAGAUCGAACCUAGCAGAAAAAAAUCUCAAGGAAUACCAGAAUCUCAUUCCAAAACUAUACUUUAAGAAAAAGACUCUCGCGCAUAGACAUGUAAUAGGUAGUCCUUAAUCUAUGGAAACCUAAAGAAAUCUCUCGUAUCUAAUCCGAGUAUAAGCUCACGUAAACCCUCCAUUACUUUUAUCCUCACAUCUGCCACCCAGAGUAAAUCAUGGCCAACGUCGACAGAAAUCUCGAAGAGCUAAUGUCUCACCUGGGCGAGUUUGGCAAAUACCAAUGCUGGCAAUUCUCCUUACACAUCAUCGGUGCCCUAACAGCAGGGCUUCACAUGCUAACACUGUUAACAGUAGCAGCUGUUCCUCCCCACACAUGCAAUGUCCCGAACUCAUCGGAAACUUCAAACUUUUCAACAACAGCAUGGAACUCGUCAUUACUCACCGAAUGGAGCCCUCGAGCUGUAGACGCUUGUCACUACUUGGACGCCUCGAAUACCAUACAAGAAUGUGAAUCUUGGACCUACGACACUCAGUACUUCCAAUCAUCCCGAGGAAUGGAGUGGAAUUUCGUCUGUUCCCAACGUUGGAUGGGCUCAGUAGCCCAGGCAACCUACAUGUUCGGCGUUUUUAUCGGUGCAGUGACCCUGGGCAGCUUGGCAGACAAGUAUGGCCGCAAGAUUAUCUUCUAUAUAUCAUCGGUAGCCCAACUGAUCCUCGGAGUGACCGUAGCCUUGGUGGACAAAUACUAUAUUUUCCUAUUUCUGAGAUUCCUCUAUGGAAUCUUUGGAUCGGCUGGCGCCUACAUCACAGGAUUCGUGUUGACCAUGGAGCUAGUUGGAGCAUCCAAAAGAACAGUCUGCGGAGUGAUGUUCCAGUUAGCGUUUGCAGUUGGAUUCAUGCUGGUGGCUGUUUGGGGAGCCAUAAUCAAGGACAGAAUGUGGUUACAAAUCGUCUACGGAUUACACAGUGCCCUCUUAAUCGGUCACUGGUGGCUCAUGGACGAAUCACCAAGAUGGCUUUGGGCUCAAGGUCGAGUCAGUGAAGCUCUAGUGAUAGUUCGAAAAGGUUUGAAGAUGAAUGGUAACAACGUGGACAUCGAUGCAGCUAAACUGAUCAGUGAAGCGAAGGUUCGGCACGUCAGACACGAAGACAGAUCCUACGGAGCUCUAGAUCUUGUCAGGACACCUAACUUGAGAAAGAAGACGUUAAACGUCUGCUUGAACUGGUUUGCCAACUCCAUUGUCUACUACGGAUUGUCUCUGAACGCCGGAAAUCUGGUUGGCAAUCCUUUUCUGAUGUUGUUCCUUAGUGGUCUUGUUGAGAUACCAUCUUACGUUCUAAUGUGCUGUUUAAUGGACAGAACUGGGAGGAGGUGCAUUCUCAGUACUUUCAUGUUGAUUGGUGGACUCUGUUGUAUUAUUGCGUCUAGUGUACCGACCGGAACCAGUGCAGCUGCUUCUACAAUUGUGUUCAUUGUUUUGUUUGGGAAAGCCUGUAUAGCUGGCUCUUUUGCUGUUAUUUAUAAUUAUACCGCAGAGUUAUUCCCUACUGUGGUCAGGAACACCGCGCUAGGAAUUGGAUCUAUGUGUGCUAGGCUCAGUGGAGCUUUGACACCGAUGAUCAUGUUGUUGGACUCAUUUAAUCCCAAAGUUCCUGCGGUUUUGUUUGGAUUUGUGGCAUUGGUGUCUGGAUUCUUAUCGUUGUAUCUGCCCGAGACUGUUAAUCAGCCAAUGCCUGAGACAAUUGAAGACGGUGAGAACUUUGGCAAGGGUGAUACUUGUUUCACGACAUGUUGUGGAUCGAGGAGGAAAACUAGUGCUAGCUAUGAAGUGACGAUGAACCAGCUGGGGGAGAGGGAUGAGAAGGAAAGGCUUAAUCAAGUUGAGGUUGCAAAGUGAAUUUGCGGAUAGAUUUUUAAUGACAGUGGACUGUGAAGAUGAUGAGAAAUUCUAGGUGAUGCUGCAGUGGUUCUCAAUGGAGAUUAUUGACAAUAGAACAGAACUACUAAUUCAAUUUAGUACUUUAAUCUAUAUGAAUUAAAUCCAUACUGUGAGUGAAUUG
Molecule: messenger RNA, 2875 nt
Organism: Dufourea novaeangliae
Lineage: Eukaryota; Metazoa; Arthropoda; Insecta; Hymenoptera; Halictidae
Product: organic cation transporter protein
Exons: 2
Coding region: 1030-2712 (560 amino acids)
Biological process (GO): transmembrane transport
Cellular component (GO): membrane
Molecular function (GO): transmembrane transporter activity
Source: RefSeq, a predicted model, not a curated record